AUGAGCGAGACAAACGCAAAUACCGGUCUAUUUGCCGAUGAAAACGCCAUUUUCCGAGUCCGCCGAGAUCUAGAGUUCCCUGUGCCCGGGGAUGAAGAACUCCUGAUUGAGACACAGUUCUCGGGUGCAAAUCCGGCUGAUGUCAAACAUGCUACUCAACUAGGCAUUUACCCGGCUGUGCUGGGUUACGACUUCUGCGGGAAAGUGCUCCAGGCACCGCCCCAGUCGUCCUUUCGCCCCGGUGACACUAUUGCCGGAUAUACUCCUACCGGUCUCAACAGACCGGCUGGAUAUGGGACCCAUCAGCAAUACUUGGUCUGCCCGGAAGAAAUGGCUUUUCAUGUUCCUGCAAACCUUCCACUGCAUCAUGCGGCAUGUCUUGGCGUCGUGUCCAUGACAGCUGCUGAUACGCUCUAUAACAUUUUCAAGUUUCCUCUGCCAGACACUGGAGACACAGGGAAGACAGUAAAACCAGUGCUUAUCUGGGGCGCAUCAAGCAGUGUUGGGCUCUGCACAGUACAGCUCGCCCGGGCCAGCGGUAUUCAUCCGAUCUUCGUCACUGCAUCCCCACAAAGACACCAACUUCUCUUGGACCUCGGAGCAACACAGUGCUUUGAUUACAAAUCCCCCGAUGUGGCUUCGCAAAUCAAGUCAGCGCUAAAGAGUGGACAAUGGGAUUCUAUAGACUAUGGUUUUGACACGGUGGGAAGUUACGCAGGAGCUGGCUCAGCAAAACUUAUGGCUGAGUGUGUUUCAGGAGAGGCCAGCCUUGUCUCUGUUGUUGUCCAGCGUGAUCCUCGGUUUAAGAUGCCCUUUGCUACACCGAAUAGGGAUGCUACUAUUCGGGUUCAUGGGGCUCCUCGUCCUAUUACGAUUCCAGCUAGACCUUCUGACUAUGUGCGUGCAUGGAAGGCUCUACAAUGGGCGGUUGCGAAUUACGGUGCGGGAUUCCAGUUCCCAUCUGUAGAUGUGAUCAAUGGGAUAGCGGAAACUGCGCUGGAACAAGUGCAAGCCCUGGGUGAUGGUACACGAGGAUUUGGGAAGCUGGCGCUUGAGCAUCCAUUGUUGUAG
Molecule: messenger RNA, 1071 nt
Organism: Aspergillus caelatus
Lineage: Eukaryota; Fungi; Ascomycota; Eurotiomycetes; Eurotiales; Aspergillaceae
Product: zinc-binding alcohol dehydrogenase family protein
Exons: 1
Coding region: 1-1071 (356 amino acids)
Molecular function (GO): oxidoreductase activity, acting on NAD(P)H
Source: RefSeq, a predicted model, not a curated record